Oryzias melastigma (Indian medaka) is the source of this 1498-nucleotide messenger RNA. RefSeq names its product BTB/POZ domain-containing protein KCTD12. The record is from RefSeq and is a predicted model, not a curated record. Bases 145 to 933 code for a protein of 262 amino acids. Gene Ontology annotation, biological process: protein homooligomerization; regulation of G protein-coupled receptor signaling pathway. The transcript has a single exon. Gene Ontology annotation, cellular component: presynaptic membrane; postsynaptic membrane. Gene Ontology annotation, molecular function: protein binding. Lineage: Eukaryota; Metazoa; Chordata; Actinopteri; Beloniformes; Adrianichthyidae.
UUUAGUCAGAGCUUUCUGCUGAGCAGUGAAUGUCUGCGGCUCUCCUCCCACACACCCACACCAGUAUAAACAUUUCUGUGGAGUGGAGACUCCCUCUGUGGUCCGUCCACAGGUCACUCGCUAGCGAGAGUGCAGACCGGCGGGAUGUCACAGCUCGGGGGCCAACCGUCAACUUUCCCUGAGAUCGUGGAGCUCAACGUGGGCGGCCAGGUGUAUGUGACCCGUCUGGAGACCCUCACCGCGGUGCCCAACUCCCUGCUGUGGGUCCGCUUCACCCAAAGUUCCCCGUCGGAGCUGCCUAAAGACCGCCACGGCCGCUUCUUCUUCGACCGGGACGGACAUCUUUUCCGAUACAUUCUGGACUACUUGCGGGAUGCGGAGCUCUUCCUGCCGGAGUUUUUCAAGGAGCGGAAGCGGCUGCAGAGGGAGGCGGACUUCUUCCAGCUGCCGGAGCUGGCCAAGCGCCUAGUGGAGACCGGCUACCCCGACGACGGAGGCGACCCGGAGGAGGCUGAGCUCGGCAGCCCCGUCACCUCCUCCACGUCCUCGGAGCGAGCCCUCCGCUCCCCGGGCUCCGGCUCCGGGUACAUCACCAUCGGCUACAGAGGCAGCUACACCAUCGGCAGGGACAUCCAGGCGGACGCCAAAUUCCGCCGGGUGGCCAGGAUAACCGUCUGCAGCAAGAUCUCUCUGGCCAAAGAGGUGUUCGGGGAGACCCUGAACGAGAGCCGUGACCCGGACCGGCCGCCCGACAAGUACACGGCCCGGUACUACCUGAAGUAUAACUUUCUGGAGCAGGCGUUCGACCGGCUGGCCGAGACUGGCUUCCACAUGGUGGCCUGCAACUCCACCGGGACCUGCUCAUACGGCAGCAACGACCCGGGGGAGGACAAACUGUGGACCAGCUACACCGAGUACGUCUUCUGCCGGUGAUCGUCUUUCUGUCCCUGAACGUCUCACGAGACGUUUGAGUCAAACUCGGAGAAGUCACAAUCUACACCACUAUUUUAAUGUUUGUUUCUAUUUUAUUCCUUUUCAUUCAGCUUUAAUCUAAUAUUGUCAAGCAAAAAGUAUUUUAAAUCUUUAGAUAACAAAUUGCUAUGUUGGAAUUAAUGGCCUUUCUGACUCUCAAAGAAGCUUCUGUCUGAAGCAGACGCUCCCACGGGGGAAAUGUCAGGACUUGCUGUCUUUUUUUUUUUUUUUUCAAUUUUUUUAACCACUGAACUUUCAUGUUACUAUGUUGCCAGAGGCUGUAGGGAAGCAGAUAAAGUAAGAUUUGCCAUGGGAAUAAUGGAAAUUGUGUAUUUUUUCCCAAAUACUCCAGUUACUUUCACUGUUUUUAACUCUAUCAGUAUAAAAGCUUCUUUUGUUUCUAUUUUUGCUCGGAGUGUUUGCUUGAAAAUAUAAUAUCAGUAUGUCUGUGUGCUACCAGCUGAUAUACUGUUGAUGUUUUCUUGGUUAAUGUACAGAAAAUAAAGUGUCAUUUUUGUAACACUAA